GAAUUGUCCACCUGUCAUUUACUGGUUGGGCAGGGUGGCAUGUGGUUGUUGAUCUGCUUAUCAAAAUGUCAAACAGAUAUAUUGGUCUUUGGUAUAAUGAGACGCCAGGAAUGAAAAUUUACGUGCCUUUUCUAUUUUCCCGGUCUCAACAGUACUUGAACUUAGAUGCGUAUCUCGCAUGACCCGAACAGCUCAUGGUUACUGCGGAUAGCGUGCUCUUGUUUGUUGACUAUGUCCGAGUUUUGGAUCAUAUCACUGCCGGGAGAGAGAAAUCCGGACCAAGUUUUCCAGCGGUUACAUGCUACUCUUUCAAAGUACAAUGGCCUGUCGUUGCAAUGGAAGUUCAAUAUUCCCCCAGAUCUGAAGGUUGGCACUUUGGAUAUUUUAGUGGGGCUUUCUGAUGAGUUGGCUAAACUUGAUCUCUAUGCCGAAGCCAUCACCAAAAAGGUAGCCCAAUAUAUGGGCGACGUCUUGGAAGAGCAGAAGCACAAACUGGAGGACAAUCUCGCUAUAAAUGGAGCCAGCCCUGGCGCAUUUUUAACGAAGUUUCAGUGGGAUUACGCUAAAUAUCCCAUAAAGCAUACACUGAGUUCUUUGUACGCCAUUAUCUCUGAGCAACUCUCCAAAAUCGAUGCUGACUUGAAGACUAAGUCCACCGCGUACAACACAGUCAAAGGUUGCUUGCAAACACUUGAGCGUAAACAAACUGGAAGUCUUCUAACGAGGGACUUGGGCGACAUUGUCAAAAGCGACCAGUUCGUACUAGGAUCGGAGUAUAUUACGACGCUUGUUGUUGUAGUACCAAGAAGUUCCUACAGCGUUUGGCAAAAGUGUUACGAGACCCUAACCGAUAUGAUUGUCCCAAAAUCUUCAGAACUAAUAUUCGAAGACCAAGAAAAUGGCCUAUGGACUGUAACUUUGUUCAAGAAAAUGGUUGAAGAUUUCAAGGCCCGUUGCCGUGAACAAAGGUUUGUGGUAAGAGACUUUGAGUACGACGAGAAGAAGAUCGAGGAAAGCAAGUCUGAACUGUCGAAGUUAGAGUCAGACAAAAGAAGACAGUUUGCCCCGCUGUUCCGGUGGUUGAAAGUCAACUUCGGUGAAGCUUUUUCGGCUAUGGUGCACAUCAAGGCCAUCCGCGUUUUUGUAGAAUCUGUUCUGAGGUACGGUUUACCGGUUGAUUUUCAAGCUGUACUCAUUCAACCAAACAAGAAAGCACACAAACGCCUUCGGGAUGUUCUGCUACAGCUCUACAGUCACUUGGAUAGCACCGCGUCAAACGCGGUCGUUGAUGAAGACAUGUCACUUGCUGGUAUGGGAUCAAACACGGAAUAUUACCCAUACGUCUCCUUCAAAAUUGAACUGAGUUUUCUGGAACUUCGUUGAAUUCACGCGUGUAGCAGGCGUGUGAAUAAGCAUCGCAAGCAUAAUACCCUAUUAUUUUUAUCAUUCCAAAUGCCCUCCACGAUGUCUGCUUAUCGACGACCCAAACGACCUCCAAUCAAGCAAAUUCCGAUGUCACUGUUCUUAAGUCCCACCUACCGCUCGCAUACGGAUCCACGGCUGCUGUAUACUUAUUCAUACUGACUUCUUAUCGCCAGUUAUUCAGUCAUUUGAUUUGUUAUCUUUUUUCUUUAAAAGUGAAUAGUCUUUGUCAACGAACGCGUUCCAGUUAUCCUUUUAUUUUUUGUCGAAAACAAAUGAAAAGGCUGAAAAAAACAAAUUCAUUCUGCAUGUUGGGAAA
Molecule: messenger RNA, 1741 nt
Organism: Dicrocoelium dendriticum
Lineage: Eukaryota; Metazoa; Platyhelminthes; Trematoda; Plagiorchiida; Dicrocoeliidae
Source: the annotation of a GenBank genome assembly